Dermacentor albipictus is the source of this 1571-nucleotide messenger RNA. Its product is annotated as P2X purinoceptor 7-like. The record is from RefSeq and is a predicted model, not a curated record. NCBI's taxonomy places the organism in Eukaryota, Metazoa, Arthropoda, Arachnida, Ixodida, Ixodidae.
GUAUGAUGGCUAGCGGAACGAGAAACGCGCGACCAUAAGCUGGUACCUCAUUCUAUGACGUAAACUUCGACGCUCGUCGCGAUGGACCCUGACAACGACACAUUGGCUCGCGAUGCUGGGCUCAACUUCAGCGAUUUGAGCACUGACGAGCGCGACCUGCUGCUGAGGGCUCGCGCUGCCGGCGUCGUUGCGUACUACGACGGCGCCCUCGACACCGGCUCUCCGGAGCGGGAAAGCAUCGAGGGGAGCAGCGAUGCGACCUCGGGCGAAGAAGACGGUAUGGACAUGCCGUCCCGACUUUCAAGCACAGACUGGUGCGAAUGUGGGCACUGCCAGGUGCUCGCGAACUUCCUCGAGCACGAGUGUCUGUGCUGUCGCGAGAUGGGUGCACCCGUAAGUCUCGCCCAACCGCAGGGUUGCAUCACGGAACAUCCAGACUUUAAUGUUCUGUGUUUGAACGUUGCCGUGCUCCGUGUGGCCUACCUGGAACUUCGUUCAUGGGGGCACACCAUGGACGAUGAAAUGCACAAAAGGUACCGGUACACAGCGUACAGGCAAUUUGUGCGCUGGCUGUGGGGACGGCUUCGAAAAGGCGAACGUUUUGUGUUGCCAUCGUGUGCUGUCGCGAAAAUUCGGAUGACGUUUCCCACAGAAACGCCCACAGGAUUCAAGUACCCAGAGUCUUAGAGGGAAAGAAAAUUGUGGAAGCAGCACAGUGUCAUCGAUAAAUCGCAGUGCACAUUUGAGUUCCUCAUCAGAUAUCGAAAAAUGUUCUGCUUACCUGUCAGCAGGUGUCACUAGUCACAAGGUUGUUGGUUUUUUAAAGCUAAAGUGCUGAGCAGUAAAACAUUCUGUAUUCUUGUUGAUGAUGUGUUUCGUCACUGAAGACAUAAUGGAAAAGUUAGUGAUGACUAGAAUGCCAGCGAUAUGGCAGAGUAGGAAGAAUCAUGUGUGCAUGUUUAACUCUUUCCUUACCAGGACUUAGGAAAUCAAGCAAUUUGACAUAUUGUUUACACGUUUCAUCAGAACAGGAAAUAACAAUGUUCUCUUUUGUCCGGCUGUUUCCUUUGUUUUGGCAUUGUUUUCUAAAGCGACACAACAAUGUAAUUUCUUACAACCACACUAACGGUGCACUCGCUCAAAGUGAAGCUACAUUUGCCCGUCUAACUAGCAUACAAGCUAACAUUUUUGUAUCGUAUGGGUUGCGGCUAGUGCUUUUUGGAAUGAAAUGAUCACUUUGAAAAUGAGCACAUUGUUAACGGUCAGGGAACAAUCAAGAAAAUGUGUGAUGCCGAUCUGUGCACUGCAUCAGAACUUGAGGAACCGUGCUUUGUGUGCAGCUACAAGGUCUCUCUUGGGCACUCUUUGGUCAUUCCGAGAUGAGAAUGCAGCUGGAACACUUUCCUCUACUUGUGCAAGUGCUUUGGAGAAUGUUUCAUACUCUGCGCACAGCUCCAUCACUUUCUUGUGCAGGUCUUUCACAUAGUCUAAAAAAAAGAAAAGUUCAACAGAUUAUUGCAUUUCUUCCCUUUCAUACCUGCACACACCUAAAAGGGGGGACGUCCUAAGGC